Pocillopora damicornis (cauliflower coral) is the source of this 2649-nucleotide messenger RNA. RefSeq lists its product as uncharacterized. NCBI's taxonomy places the organism in Eukaryota, Metazoa, Cnidaria, Anthozoa, Scleractinia, Pocilloporidae. The record is from RefSeq and is a predicted model, not a curated record.
GGCGCCGGUGCCGUCUUCUGUAAAAUACGGCCUUGAUCAAAUAUGCAUCGUUGUUCGAAUCUUUAUUGUACUUUAGGUCCAUGAAGACAAAACAACAGUCAGGGUAGCCUUCAACAUGGCGUAACCUAAUCUUGUUUGUGACUCUAAAACGAAAGAGGAAAUUUUUUAAAUCGACGUGAGCUUAGUUUGAGUUCAAGAAUGAAUGUUAACCUUUUUUUCGUAUUGGCGUGGAACGUCCUUGUCAUCUUUAAGAUCUCAACAGUUUCUAGUGCCUUGAAAAGAGCUCUAAAAGCUCAGAACGCCGAGAGCAGGUUUCUCAUCGAAAGAAUUGGUUUGAAAGCCGCUUAUUCCAUCAAACCGCCUCACAUUAAGUCAUCACCUCUGGAGAGAAGACGAAAGCAACACUCAAAAGAAAAAUCUCACUUUCAAACAUUAUCCGGUCAUGUGGGAGUAAAGAGGCAAUUUAAUACACAAAACAGUUUGAUUCCACGACCUUUUGAUGUAUCUUCAGUGAAAGCCUGUAAAACCCAAAUAGAUCUUGGAUUCCUCAUAGACGGCUCUGGAAGCAUAGAGAUGUACGGGAAAGGGAAUUUUCAAAGAUGUUUGGAUUUUGUGAAAUCUCUUACGAAAGCUUUUGUCGUUUCUCCCACGGACACAAGAGUUGGAGCAAUUGUAUUUUCGUCUCGAAGUGAACUUCAAUUUGACUUCAAACAAUAUAGCACGCAGCAAGAUUUAGAAGCUGCGAUAACUCGCAUAAAAUAUCCAGGUUACAGGACAAAAACUGGCGCCGCACUCACAAUGGCAGCAGACAAACUAUUUAAUGACGUUAGACAAGGCGUGCCACGCGUCCUUGUUGUCCUAACUGACGGCGCAUCCAACGACGACGUAGUUAAACCGUCCGAAGAACUUAGAAACACAGGGGUGGUUAUAUUCUCUGUUGGCCUGGGGACACAUUUUAGAUUAGCACAACUAAAUGCGAUGGCAAGUGAGCCAAAAGCGGAACACGUGUUUACAGUUGAUUUCCCCCGAAUGGACACAAUAGUUACAGCAAUGCAGAAAACGUUGUGCAAAGCUGCUGUAAAGGCUGCCGCCGAGGGAACAAUAAGAGACUUGCAGAGGGAUUUCAUGAAGAGCCUUGCCAACCGACGAGGUGGUGGUUUUUCAAUGUCUCAGACCACUACUACAAGUGGAGGCAGCUCCUCGGGAGGAAUGUCUGCUGGAGGUGGUUCUGUUUCUGGUUCCGUUCAUGGAGGCUCUGCUAGUGCAUCAGGUGCAGCCGGAGGCGGCGCUGGGGGAGCUGCUGGUGCCUCGGGAGGAGGAGGAUGUGAUCUUGCCUUCAUGGUGGAUAUUUCAUCAAGUAUUGGUGGCGAUGCGAACUUUCAACUCGUCAUGAAAUUUGUCAUUAGCAUUUUUCACUCAUUCACUCUUGGCGGUGGAAUACGCUAUGGUCUAGUCACGUUUGGAAGCAGUGCUAAGGUGGUCUUUGGAUUUACCCAGUAUUCCUCAAUCUCAGAGAUAGACUCGGCAGUUGGCAGUGUCACAUUAAUGAGCGGUGGCUGUACUGCAGGUGCUGCACUUUCUCAGUGCAAGUCAUCUCUCUUCGAGGGUGACGCCGGAGGGAAGGCACGUGUCCUGAUUGUUCUAAUUGCUGGAAGUUCUACUGAUGACGUUUCAAGCGCCGCUAGCUCAUUGAAAACAGCCGGAGUCAAAAUAAUUGCUGUUGGAAUGGGCAGCUCAUUUGUUCAGUCACAACUUACUUCCAUGGCAUUCUCUUCAUCCUACGUCCUUACCGCCGCUUCGUAUGGAGGUUUAGCUGGCAUUACCGGAAGCAUUACCUCACUAAUAUCUCAAGCCGGCGGCAUUACCGCUAGUGGAGGUGCCGGAGGUGCCGGAGGUUCCUGUGAUCUGGCCUUCAUGUUGGAUGCCUCGGACAGCAUUCAAGGGGAAGCAAACUUCAAGUUGUGUAUUGAAUUCAUCUUGGUAAUAUUUCGUGCCUUUGGUAUGAGUGGCGGUAUACGCUUUGCUUUAGUCCUAUUUGGAAGUUCAGCUCAAGUUGCAUUUGAUUUCAGCAAAUAUUCUUCAAUCUCUGAAGUUGAAACGGCCCUUGGUCAGAUUAAACUCGUCGGAGGAUCUUGUGCCGCGGGAGCGGCGCUUUCCACAUGUCAAUCGUCUUUGUUUGCAACUGGGGCGAGUGUUUCUGCGCGCCUUCUUGUAGUAAUGAUGGCAGGAAAAUCAACAGACUCCGUCUCAAGCUCAUCUGGUGCACUGAAACAAAGUGGUAUUAAAAUCCUAUGUCUUGGAAUGGGAGGAAGCGUCGAUGCGGGUCAGAUGAAAGAAAUGGCUUCCUCCGCCGAGUAUUUUGUCUCAGUAGGAUCGUUUGCAGAACUCUCUGGGUUCUCGCAGCAGUUUAUCAGCUUAAUUGGAUCAGCUGGAGGAAUUUCAGCCAGCGGAGCAGCUGGAGGAGCCGCCGGUGCAGCUGGAGGCGCCGCCGGAGGAGCAGCUGGAGGUGCCGCCGGAGGAGCAGCUGGAGGAGCAGCUGGAGGAGCAGCUGGAGGAGCCGCCGGUGGAACAGCUGGAGGAGCUCUGGAGGAGCAGCUGGAGGAGCCGCCGGAACAGUUGGAGGAGCCGCCGGUGCAGCUGGCGGUUUAA